This is a messenger RNA of Chelmon rostratus (copperband butterflyfish), 1582 nucleotides long. Its product is annotated as RIMS-binding protein 2-like. The record is from RefSeq and is a predicted model, not a curated record. Gene Ontology annotation, molecular function: protein binding. Gene Ontology annotation, biological process: neuromuscular synaptic transmission. The transcript is spliced from 5 exons. The coding region runs from base 154 to 792 and encodes 212 amino acids. Lineage: Eukaryota; Metazoa; Chordata; Actinopteri; Chaetodontiformes; Chaetodontidae.
UGCUGGACUAAUGAAUCUCUCCGCUUGCUUCAAAGAGGAUUACUGCUCCUUCUGCUUAGCUUAGUUACCUCAAAUUAGGAUAAGGGUAAGGAGAGGUCUGCUGUCUACAGCGGCCAUCUGUCUGUGGACAGUCGAGCGCUCACGCAGCUCUAAAUGGAGACAAGGCUGGAGCUGGAUGUUUUGAUAUUCCCAGAUGAAGUGAGGAUUGCUACUCCGGACGAGCUCCGUGAAUGGGAACUAGAGACUGCGAGCCAGGUGUCUGUGCCCACCGUGCGACUCUUUGUGGCCCUUUAUCCCUACAACCCUGCUGCGAUGUCUCCCAACUAUGAGACGGCUGCAGAGGAGCUGCCUUUUGUUCCAGGCCAGAUAAUCAAGGUGAUGGGGGACAAAGACUCUGAUGGUUUCUAUCACGGUGAGUCCGGUGGCCUCUCUGGUUAUGUGCCAAGCAACAUGGUGGCUGAAGUCCCGGUGGAUGAUGAGUACUUGAAGCAUCUACUCAUGCAGCAGGGAUUCCUCCCUGUGGACCACACAGGUAUGUCUUUAACGCCAGAUCUGAGCGACGUUGCCAGCAUCCCCGAUGAUGUGGUUGUUCGACGAAUGGUGGCCUUAUUUGACUAUGAUCCAUGGGAAAGUUCACCCAACAUGGACAGUGAAGUUGAACUCGGAUUUCGUUCAGGAGACAUCAUAUACGUGUUAGGUGACAUGGAUCAAGACGGAUUUUACUAUGGGGAUCUGCACGGACGGCGAGGCCUGGUUCCAUCAAACUUUCUGCAGCCGCUGCCCUGGAAUUAGAAGAAAACGCUACGCUAGGAUAUUUGCUACAGAUGCCAACUCUCAGACACAGUGAGAAAUCAGCAGUUUUUAUUAAGAAAAAAAUUGUUAAAUGGACAUUUUAUGUGUCAAAAAAAGUUUUUUAUUUUUUUUAUUGUAGGAUGGCACUGCACCUGCUUUAGAUUGCAAAUCAGCAAGAGUCUACGCAGAUAAGCAUCUAAUUAAUCCAGCAUUGCUCAGGAUGCUACAAAGUGAAAAAGUUCUCAUCAAACAAUUGUCAGAUAAAUCCUUUAUUGAAAAAUGUCAGCAUAAUUUAAGAACCACUUGUUGAAAAAUACAUGAAAAUUACAAAUCAUACAUAUUUUUCUGUCCACGUUCACUUCGCUUCUACUUGCUGCACUUUUACAAGAACAUGAGCCAAUGGUUGAAUUUACAAAAAGGAAAUGAUAUGUACUAUAAGUAAGUGUAUGACGAUAUCAACAAAUUAUAAUUAUUCUCAGUUUCAGCUGAUGGCAAUGGAUACAUUACUGUAGCCUUAAUAAUACACAUUUAGUCUGAGUUUUUGCAGACCAGCGUGUAUUCAUAUAGUACGUCCAUAUUUGCCUUAUAUCCUGUUUAUAUAUUUUCUAAAACUGGCUCAUAGUUUUUUCAUAUGGAGAAAUUAGGAGAAAAUGUUUUUUAGUUUUUGAGUUUUGCAGCAAUUUUUAUGUUAAAAAAUCCACAACAGAAACUUUGUAUAAAUGAAGGGAUUAACGUGAUCAUGUUAUCGAUCUAAGAACUGUAAAGCAGACACUGAAAAUAAAUUGAAUUU